UAGCAGUCGAUGAAAACUAAAAAGGGAAUUCCUCCUUCUUCAGUGCACAAAUCUAUUUCUAGAUUUAGAAACAUCUAUUUUGAGAGUGUUGUCUCGAUUCAAUGAGUAGCCAACAUGGAUUCUGUCACGGUUUCUAUAGAGUCUUUGCAAGAAUUUCAAGUGCAAGAGGUGUCGUUAGAUGGACAAGAAACCUAUACUAAGCCCCUUUCUAUGUCAGAAAGCCUUGCCAAGCUAGCACACCGUAUCGACUUCACAAAGUCCGAGGGAGAAGACAACAAUGAAGCUGUGACUCCAGAAGGAGAGAAGGAGAGCAAGAAGACUGACACCUCUAAGGAUGAGGCAGCAGCAGCAGUCACAGCAGUGCAGUGGCCGUGGGAAUCAGUGCAUAGUAAACUUAGGUGUGCCCUUACUGAAAUCAGUGUCUUGUCAGAUAUCUUACACAUCUGUCGAUGGGCAAGAGAUCCUCGCUACAUGGUUCUGGACCCCGUGUCUCAAGAACAAACUCAAUCCAAGCAAUUAGUCCAGCUGCUGGACAAGAAAAAGAGUUUGAGUGGUGCAGCCAGUAUUCUUCAGAAUGGAGCGACGCGUAUGAUGCGACAACCACAAACCACCACCAGCAGCCCACAGAAGACUCAACAUCAUAAUGACUUCCAUGCCGAUCAACUUAGAUUGAGACAACACUGGCGGCUUAAGAAGGUUGGCAAGAAUAUACUUGGUGACCUCAGCUUCAGAACAGCUGGCUCCCGAUUCUGGCACAGUGGGGCCUUUGAAGUGACGAAGACGACCGAUAUUGACGUUGAUUCUACUGACAAGAGUCUUUCAACUCCGCUCAGAGUAACCAUCCCAUCGGAUAUUGAGGGAACUAGUUACAUACAAGUCAUUAUAAAAGAAGGAGAAGCAGAUAUUGCGACAUCUUUUCUAAGCCAAGCCAGUAGGAGUAGGGUAUCAACUAACGCCCAUUGGCAGGAGAGACUUGAAGUGGCUCAGACUGUUCUCUUCUGCAAGGAAAUCUUUGCUCAGAUUGCCAGAGAAGCUGUACAGUUGAAAUCACCGGUACCCCAUAUCGUAGUUGGUAAUCAGAUCUUUUGUAAUCUGUUCCCUGGUGUUCAGCUCUGCCUUGCACUGUGCCACAACACAAGCGUGGAUUACCAGUCUGCAAGCAAUAUUGAGUAUCGCCCAGUGCAGAUUGAACCAGUGAAGAAAUCCAACCAUGCCCUUGAGCACUCUCUUCAUCAACUUCUGAGAGAAUUACACAGAAGCAACAUGAAUGGGUCCACACCUCGGCCAAUUACAGCCUCCCAUACUAUGAGCAAGAAGCGAAGACUCGCAGGACCACACGCUCUUAGCAGGAAAGAACUGACCGACAUGCAGCAAGGGGAGUGUCUACUCGAGAAAAUCAUGAAGCAAGCCAAGCAUAUUGUACUGAGGAAGAUGGUGGCAGAUGUGAUCGACCAGAUGUCACGUGAAUUACAGGAUCCAGUUAUUCUGGUCCACUGGAGUGCUCACACUCAACCGCUCCUAUCCACAGCUAAAAUUCACAUCUCUACAAGUGGCUAUGAACAAAUGGCAGUGAGUUUACUGCAACUAACUGUGGAAGUUGCCACUGUGCGUGUGGUUUGCAAAGAUGGUCGGGUGGUUCAAAUCGACCAUGAAGAGCAGGAACUAAAAGAUCUACUUCGUUGUCAGAUAUCCCAACACCAGACGAGUUGUGUAGUGUCUCUCUCCAAAGCCAUGAAUAUGCAAAUCCUUCAUUAUAACCACCAUGUUGGUGUUGGGCCAGCCUCCAAGGUUGGCAAUGCAUCGUCCGUACUGGUUUCAACACAUCACGGAAAGAGGACACUAGCUAUCAGAAGUGACCCAUUGGGUGGAAUAAAGGUCCUUGUCAAGGGAUGCAAGAACCCACACUCUGCAGAGCAGAAGAGCAAUGUAGUAACGGAUCCCAAAUGGGACAGUAUUAUGACAGACUUCAGGGAAGUGGACCUCGCUAGAAUACCGGGCAAAAACUUUGUCAACAAGAUGGAAAUGCUGAUGGCAGUCCUAGCAUCAUAGGAAACUGAAUACACGAACAUUGUUUUCUUCCAGCGGCAUACAGACCACCAAUAAUAUUUCACAGUCAGUAUUUCGAGACUCAAGUUGGCAAAUGAAGUAUCAACCAAACAAGCCAUGGGGCUUUUCAAGACUACAUUUUAGUUUUAACUAAAAUGUUUAAAAACACCAACAGCUCUUUGCUUGCUGACUGAAAAGCCAUUUCAUUUUUUUAGCACUGAAAAAUUUGCUAAAAUACUGUACAUUUGGUUAUUUUACUAUGCUAA
Molecule: messenger RNA, 2312 nt
Organism: Asterias rubens (European starfish)
Lineage: Eukaryota; Metazoa; Echinodermata; Asteroidea; Forcipulatida; Asteriidae
Product: mediator of RNA polymerase II transcription subunit 17-like
Exons: 14
Coding region: 115-2049 (644 amino acids)
Biological process (GO): regulation of transcription by RNA polymerase II
Cellular component (GO): core mediator complex; mediator complex
Molecular function (GO): transcription coregulator activity
Source: RefSeq, a predicted model, not a curated record